AUGAAGAUUAACUUUUUACUUGUUUUGUUAUUGGGGCUAUUGGCUGUAUCCUAUGGAUUCCAGCUCCGUGGAAGAAAUCGCGGAGGCAGCCGUGGAGGAGGAGGAAAUAGGGGAGGAGGUGAUGAUGAUAACGAUGAUGACGGAGAUGAUGGGGAAGAGGAAGACGAUGGCGGACGUCGGGGACGUCUCCCUAGACUUAUAGUUGAGGUGAUUGCCAGAAGAAUUCAACAACAGCUCCAAGAAUGCAGCGCACCAGAAUUGGAGCAAUCUGUGACGACAUAUAGAGAUGCUUUCGCUGGUUUAUCUAUGCUUCUCCUCGCCGACUGUAGCGGUGAUGGAUACACAGGACCAACACCUCCAGGACCCUCAGGGUCACCACCAACAGGACCCCCACCACCACCCCCUUCUACUGGUAACCCUCCUGUAGCCUCCAGUGUCGUCCCCGCCCGUGAGUUUGACGAUAAAGUUGUCCGGGAACUGCUUGCUUACUUGGAAAGGAAGGGGAACUAAAAAGACCUUAAUUAGUAUCAGACACAGAACACCCCAA
Saccostrea echinata is the source of this 547-nucleotide messenger RNA. RefSeq lists its product as uncharacterized. NCBI's taxonomy places the organism in Eukaryota, Metazoa, Mollusca, Bivalvia, Ostreida, Ostreidae. The record is from RefSeq and is a predicted model, not a curated record. The coding region runs from base 1 to 510 and encodes 169 amino acids. The transcript has 5 exons.